AUGAAGGUCACUAUUCGCGAGUGGAAUGCAGUCGCCGCUUGGCGAUGGGAUCUACCCGAAGACGACGUCUGUGGUAUUUGCCGAAAUCCGUACGAUAGUACUUGCUCCAAGUGCAAGUUCCCUGGCGACGAGUGUCCGCUGCUUUUGGGCGAAUGCAACCAUUCCUUCCACAUGCACUGCAUUUUUUCAUGGCUCAAGCAGGAGAGCUCACAGGAGAAGUGUCCUAUGUGUCGGCAACCUUUCAAGUCCAAAAGUCAGGAUGCGUCAAACACGCCUGCAGCCAUUGAAGGUCGCCCUCAAACACAAGAACCUAGUUCUAGCCCAGCAUGA
This is a messenger RNA of Plenodomus lingam JN3, 330 nucleotides long. RefSeq lists its product as uncharacterized. NCBI's taxonomy places the organism in Eukaryota, Fungi, Ascomycota, Dothideomycetes, Pleosporales, Leptosphaeriaceae. The record is from RefSeq and is a predicted model, not a curated record. Gene Ontology annotation, molecular function: ubiquitin protein ligase activity; zinc ion binding; cullin family protein binding. Gene Ontology annotation, cellular component: anaphase-promoting complex; nucleus. Gene Ontology annotation, biological process: anaphase-promoting complex-dependent catabolic process; positive regulation of mitotic metaphase/anaphase transition; protein ubiquitination.